Theobroma cacao (cacao) is the source of this 2407-nucleotide messenger RNA. RefSeq names its product Disease resistance protein (TIR-NBS-LRR class) family. Lineage: Eukaryota; Viridiplantae; Streptophyta; Magnoliopsida; Malvales; Malvaceae. The record is from RefSeq and is a predicted model, not a curated record. Gene Ontology annotation, molecular function: ADP binding. Gene Ontology annotation, biological process: defense response; signal transduction.
AAUGAGGAUCGUGAAAGACUGAAAGUCGAAUGAAGUCUUUCACAAUCGGGCAAUGAUCUUAAUGUAUAAUAUAAACACCAUAGAGAAUAGAUAUGCACUUCAGAUGUCCAAGUUUUCCAAAAACCUUUUUCUCUAGUGCCUAUUUGGUUGGCUUAAUUUCCCAUGGCUACCAAAGGCUUGUCCGAAGCAUCUUCUUCCAGAUCAAAAUCGAAAUAUGAAGUGUUCCUAAGCUUCAGAGGUGAAGACACUCGAAAGAAUUUUACCGAUCAUCUCUACGCAACUUUGCUAAGUGCUGGAGUGAAUACCUUCAGAGACGAUGAUGAACUCGCAAGGGGCAAAGACAUCUCCUCAGAGCUGCUCAAGGCGAUCCAAGAAUCAAAAGUUUCUUUGUUGGUGUUUUCAAAAGGCUAUGCUUCUUCCAGGUGGUGCCUUAAUGAACUUGUUAAUAUUAUCAACUGCAAAAAUACAAUAGGCCAGAUUGUUAUUCCAAUCUUCUACGAUGUUGAUCCAUCUCAUGUUCGAAAUCAGACCGGAAGUUUUGCAAAAGCGUUUGCUAAGCACGAAGAACGUUUUGAAGCAGAUACGGAGAUGAUUAAGAGCUGGAGAACAGCUCUUACAGAAGCUGCAGAUUUAUCUGGUUGGGACCUCCAAAACGUUGCAGACGGACAUGAAUCAAAGUUUAUCCAAAAGAUUGUGGAAGAUGUCCUCAGGAAAGUAAACCGCAGUUACUUGCAUGUUGCCACUCACCCAGUUGCUAUAGAAUCCCGCGUCAGAAGGGUGAUGGAAUUUUUAAGCAUCGGAUCGGAUGAAGUUCGCAUAAUGGGAAUCUAUGGAAUGGGUGGCGUAGGUAAGACCACCGUUGCCAAAGCUGUCUACAACUCUGUCUGUGAUGGAUUUCAAUUUGAUGGAAGCAGUUUCCUUUCAGAUAUUAAAGAUAACUCUAAGCAACCUAAUGGUCUUGCUAGUGUACAACGGCAACUCCUUUCUGAUAUCCUGAAUUUGAAAAGUGUUAGUAUAGAUAAUGUUGACAGAGGAAUCAAUUUGAUCCAGGAGAGGCUUCGCUACCGAAGAGUAUUUAUUGUUCUUGAUGAUGUGGAUGAUUCAACACAACUGAACUCAUUGGUUGGAGACCGGAAGUGGUUCGGUCUAGGAAGUAGGAUUAUUGUUACAACAAGAGAUGAACGUUUGCUUACUGAAUUAGAGGUGGAUGAGAGCUAUAAGGUAGAAGAAUUGAAUCCUGAGGAAUCUACCCAGCUUUUCAGUUGGCAUGCGUUUAGGAGGCCUAAUCCCAAAGAUGGUUACUUCCAACUUUCCAAGAGUGUGGUGGAUCAUGUUCAAGGACUUCCCCUAGCUCUUGAAGUUUUGGGGUCUUAUUUGUUUAAAAGAAGCCAGCUUGAAUGGGAAAAUGUGGUUGAAAAAUUACGACAAAUACCUCAUGACCGAAUUCAAAAGAAGCUUAGGAUAAGUUUUGAUGGACUAGAUGAUCAAAUGAAGGCUAUAUUCCUUGAUAUUGCAUGCUUCUUUAUUGGGAUGGACAAAGAAUAUGUCAUGAAAAUACUAGAUGGCUGUGGCUUCUUUCCAGAAAUCGGUGUUAGUGUUCUCUUGGAGAGGUCCCUCAUAACAAUCGACCAACAUGAUCAUAAGCUAAAAAUGCAUGACCUACUUCGAGACAUGGGAAGAGAGAUUGUCCGUGAAGUAUCACCAUAUCUUAUCGGAAAACGCAGCAGGCUGUGGCUUCAUCAGGACGUAGUAAACGUACUACAAACACACAUGGGAACUAAAGCAGUGGAAGGUCUUAGCCUAGAUGUAUCAGCCAGAUCAGAAGAUGUCAUCGUGAGCACUGAAGCAUUUGCAAAGAUGACCUUUUUAAGAUUGCUGAAAAUCAAUUCCGUACGUUUCACCAGUGGGUGCUAUGAAAAAUUUUCCAAAGAAUUAAGAUGGCUUUGUUGGCAUGCAUGUCCUCUACAAGUUUUACCGCCCAAUCUUCAUCUGGACAAUCUAGUUGUUCUCGACUUGAGGUUUAGUAAUUUCAACAAAGUUUGGAAGGAGACAAAAUUUCUCCACAAGCUGAAAAUACUAGAUCUCAGCUAUUCACUCUACCUUGCGGAGACACCCGACUUUGCUAGACUCCCAAGUCUGGAAACACUUCAACUUGAAGGUUGCAGAAGUUUAAUUAAGGUUCAUCAAUCCAUUGGGAGUCUGGAAAGACUUGUGUGCUUGAAUUUGGCAGCGUGCAAAAACAUUAGGGAACUUCCAGACAGCGUUUGCAACUUAAGAUCUCUUGAGACCCUAAAUCUCAGUGGUUGCUCCAAACUUUGCAGUUUUCCAGAGCAUUUGGGAAAGUUGGAAGCUUUGAAAAAUCUUUCUGCGAAUGGAUCUGCUAUUACUUAGUUACCUAUUUCCUUCG